AUGCAAAUCAUCAAAAAUAAGUAGUAAUAACAGUAAACUCAAUAAAAUCAGAGAAAAGCCAGCAAUAAUUAGGCAAAGGCAAGUUCAAAUGGAUACUAAAGUGCAAAAGAUAGCAAUUAAGGCAGUCAAACACUUCAAAAGUUCAAGGAGAAUCAGAGUGAGGUUCAAGACUAGCUCAACUAGCUCAUGCACAAAUACACAUCAAUUCCUCAGAAAUCCAUGAAAUCAGAAUCUAAUGCUCCUAGUACAGGUCACAACUCAGAUAAAAACUCAUUUCAAAAUAUCAAUACAAAUAGCAAUAAUAAUCAUCUAAAUCACCAUAUAACUCAGCAAUAAACUAUAGGCAAUCAAGCUAAACAUGUGAAAAACAAUAAAUCUCAGAGGGCUUAGCAUUUUUCUUAGAUUGAGAAGCCAAAUGACUUACAUUUAAGGAUGAGUUGCUUUGGUAUUCCUUAGGAAACUGAGGCAGAGGACUAUGAUAAUCUUGAGUAAUUUGCAAAUGACUAUUUUUACGAGGAAAACGACAUCCCUCUGCCUUUGACUUUUCAUAAUCAGGCUUAGUAGCAGAUUUUAAGCAACCAAAAGCAAGGCUCUGGAUUAAGCAAUUAUAAAAGCAACGAUGUGAAUAGUUAUAUCUAGCCUUAGUUGUCUAAAUCACCAAAUCCAAUAUUGGUAAAUAGCAAUAUGAUAAGCACACCUACUUCAAUAAUUGAUGUAAAAUCUUCUCAGCCUAAUCCUAUGCAAAUACUUAAUCAGUUCAAUCUACAGUAAAAUCAUAGAAAUCCAACAUAACCAUUGAGUCUUGGCUAUCUGUCACACCACAUAUAAAAUUUCGAUACAUAACCGCUGCUCAGAGAUAAAAAGAAAUCUAUAUCGACGGCUACUUCUAAUUCGACCAAUGGGACUUUCACUAACUUAACUGGUUCAAAUUAAAAUCAUAAGAGAUAAAGUGGUUUUAAUGGCAUGUCCGAAAAGGUUUAGAAUCAAAAGGGUGACACUAAUAGUCAAUAGAACUCUAGCAAAGAGCCUCAUAAGAAGUCUCAAAGUCUUUAUAAUAAGAAAAUAGUUGAUAUUAUUACUGGUUUAUAGCAAUCACUUGGAGUAAUCGCCAAUAAUGUACAAAAUAGUUUUAACCAUGAGGACAUUUAAUCUAAAUAACAGCAGUAAAAGACUCUACUAGAAUCGGCUUUACUUGCCUAAAAAUUAGCAUAAAUGACAUAGGGUUUUAGAAAAGAGAGUGCUCAUGAUAAAAAGAGUCAAGAGGUUAAUGGCUUGACAAAUAACAUUGGUACUUUCAACAUGAAAACCGGUAAAAUUUCUGAUGCAAACAAUACAAAACGGAAAUCUAUGAAAAUUCAAAGUAACUUAUCUGGCAGGGGAUCUCUUAAUGUAGUUCAAAAGCACAAAGCAGGGUUUAAAACAUUGGAAGAUGCUUAGCAAGAUGGUAAAAAGCAGUCUAACAACUCAAACAGAAUGUCCAUUGAUUUCUAGCAGCCAAUGCGUAAGAUGUAGAGCAAGGUGGUGCACCAAAGAAACAGAUCAGAUCUUUAGAAUCCUAGGAAAAAUCUAGUCUAAGCAGUUAUUCUAAGUGCUAAUCAAAUUGUAGCUUCAGGAAAUCAUACCAAACAGAACACUCUGCUAACUUGCUCAAAUUCAUCUAUAGAGGGUAACCCUUUGAACAGUCAACAUCACAUCAAUCAAAUAGUUUAAGACGAUUUAAUACUAACUUAGCAAACAGCCAAUCAUGGCCUGCCAAGUUCAGCAAAAAGUCUAAACCGCAUAAAUCAAGCUAUAAAUAAACAAGCAAUAAUUCAAUCAUGUUCUAAUGCCACUAAAAGCUCAAAGAAAAGCGAGAUAUGUGGCUCAAUAGAUAAUACAACGAUGAGCGAUGCAAUAUUUGCUAAGUAUAAGAGUGCUAUGACUGGCCCAUAAUCCAGUGGACAGCAAAGUAUGGUUGCAAACACCAUGGAAAUCCCAAGACAAUCUCUAGGCUAGUUACCUCAGUUUCACAGAUCUAACACAAACCAGUUUAGCUCAAACGAGAGACUGUCUGAAGCCAAUAAUCAGCAUAAGACUACAAAGUUAGUGAUAUCGAAUGGGGAUUCCUUGGACAACUAUGAAGUCAAGCUUAAAAGUGCUGCUUCUUCUCCCACUCUGCAUGGAUCUUAGAAUCAAAUACCAAUUAGUACUAAUCAAAUUAAAAGGAAGUAUCAUCAAUAAUCAUAGUCUAACACUGUCUUCGAUUUUGGAAUCAAUCAAAACAAGAUUAAUUAGAUGGGAUAGGGAUCAGGAUUAGUGAUACCAGCCUCUACAAUAAUUCAACCUGAUAAAGUUAAGCCUGUUAAUAACACUAAGAAGAAAAACCUUAUAGUAGGAGGUGGUUCUAAGAAAGAUAAUGCAGCUAACUCAAAGUCUGAGUAAAACACUAACUCUAAUAGCAAUAACAAUACAGGCACCAAUCAUAAACGCUCAACUUCAGAUGGCUCAUCACUCACCAAGAUGUUUCACUUCAAGCAGCAGAUGCUUAUUAAUAAGAUCUUCUAGCAGUAGAACUCAAAAGAGAACAUCAUACCAUCUACUGCUGUUGCAGCUGUAUAGAAUACAUAGCACCAAAAAACUAAAGGUUCAGAUGUCAAUGGAACUUAGAGUAAAAAGCAAAGAGCGAGCAUGAGUAAGAAUCAUCAUCCUCAGGAUCAGUAGCAGCAGUAAAAAGGAGCUAAGAAGAGUAAGGUCUAGGUAAUCAGUAGUUUGUCCUCCAAAAGACUGUCAAAUGAAGAGAAUCAAGAGAAUAUGAUUAACAACAUCAAUCUGCACAGUCCAAGAACACAACAAUAGCAACUGAAGAAUCUGGGAAAAAUGAUCCCUACUAAACUUAUAACAAAUGCUCCUGAGUUUGAUGUUAAGAUAUCGUAAGAUAUGAAAGCCUUUCUCCAGAAGUUCAAGGAUAAGACUAAUGUUGUCAAUCCACUAGGAUUAAGUAGUGGAGCUGUGUAAUAUGACUCUUAGCAAUAAAAAUAACUGCUGAUCUAAGCAAUAACUCAGCAAUAAAAUUAAGCACUGUUGAAGUAAAGUCUGGAUGAUGUUUCAUAUAUGACUCAAAAGACAAGCAACAAACAAUCAGAUCAAAAUUAUGGACUCUCAAAACAAAAUACCAAUACUCAGAAACUAUAGGAUAGCACUUCAUAUCAUUAAAAUGAAAAUACCUAGAAUAAGCGCUAAUCAAUGCAAUAAUAGCAAUAACUGUCAUCUAAAAACUCAAACAAAAUGGGUUAAAGCCACAAAAGAGCAAAGUCUGAUGCUUAGAAACAAUUUUACUCAUAGUAGAAUCAAUAAUAGCGAGCCUAGAAUAUCAUCAUCUAAGCUAACUAAGCUAGUAGCAAUCAUCCACAAGGAAAAUAAUAAAAAAUGUUCUUUUUAAAUCUUAAUUAGCAAUAGCAAUAGUUGUGCAAAGAGGAUUAUGGCUAGGUUAUGACUUCUCAACAGAUGUAGUAGUAGUAAUAAUAAUAACAUCAGUAAUUGCAAUAAUUGCAAGGAUAGAAUACUAAAAACAAUUAUGAAAAUUAUCAGUUGAUAUAUGGGAAUUCAUAGUAAAAUAACUUCAUCUACAGUGCUCGAGCCUCUCCAUCAAGUAAAAUCAACUAUUACAACUUUGAUGAGAGCUAGCGUAACAUUGGCAGCACUAUAACAAAACCUUUCCUACCUACAGCCAGAAGUGAGACUUCAGCAAAGCAGACAAAAAAUGCUAUGAGCAACUAGACUACUCAGAAAAAGAACACCUAUCAUUAGAACGCAAAUAAUAACUUCAUUGCUAAUUAGUAGCUUUAACAGACUGCUAAUGCUAAUCAUAACAGACUGAUAGAAAGUGUAAACACCAAGCUAGUAUAUAAUGAUUAAAAUCUUGAUUAAUUAUUCCUCGGCGGUGGUAAUAAGUAUUUAGGUGGCAGUGCUGUAAACAUUUUACAGUCACAGUAGUUUAACAAGUUAGCUAGCAUCUUAUAUGGAGAUGGUAAUAAUGCUAACAACAACCUUAUUACCUAUUCAAAUCCUAAUAAAAAUAAUCAUGCUAACAAUAACAAUGAAGUGCUGUACUCUACCCUUGAUGAUAAUGAGAGUCUGAUAUUUAACAGCAACCAUUUGAAUAUGAACUUCAAUAAUAACAGCAACAGCAAUAAUAUGUUUGGGCAAGCUGACUUAAGUCUGCAAAUAAUUAAUAAGAAAUUGAUUGGAAGUGACAAGUCACUCAGGAAUCUUGAGAUGUAGUCUCAUAAUUAGUCCCCAAAAAUGAAGGUAAUGCCUACACCUAAAUUAGUACAACCUGGUGGAGUAUAGAUCUCUAAUUUCAAUCAAUACGAAGAUAUCUAAUUCCAAAACUAAUAAGUUAGCACUAUCUAGUCACAGCAAUAAGCCUAUUCAACUUAUCAGCAUUAAACAUAUGAAAUGAAUCAAUUAAAUGCUAAGUAGAACAAUUUAGACAGAAUGAUAUAAAAUCAAGCGGCCCUUGCCAGUAAUUACAACACUAACCCAAAUCCAAAUAAAUGUGAGUUUGAUGGCAAUCAAUUCUAGACUUUUGAGUCUAAUCUGACUACUCACACAAUGAAUAAUAUGACACCAAGAGCAAGGGACAAGCAUCGUCUUGUCAAGUAGAUUAAGUUAUCUUUUAAUAAGCUUAAGGAGCCAAUCAAAACCUCUUCAGACUUUUAUAGAAUCGGUAAGAUGCUUGGAAAGGGAGCGUUUGGCAGAGUGAACCUUGCCAUCCAUAAACUUUGCAAUCAUCUAGUGGCAGUUAAAUCUAUCAACAAGUAAUUCCUCUCAGAGGAUGAAAACUCUAAGAAAAAGAUGAUGCAGGAGGUACUCAUUUUACAAAAGACUAGACAUGACAAUCUAGUCCGGCUAUAUGACUCAUUCGAGACUAAUAAGCAUAUAGUUUUUGUAAUGGAACUUUGUGCUGGAGGUGAUCUACUUAACUAUGUCAGAAAGAGAAGAAAGCUUAAGGAAAAUAUUGCCAAGUAUGUAUUUAAGCAAGUAGUUGAUGGUCUACACUAUUGUCAUUCCAAAGGCAUAGUACACAGAGACAUGAAACUAGAUAAUUUGCUGUUUGAUGAACAAGGAGUUGUGAAGAUUUGUGACUUUGGUGUCUCAAAAUUGUUAUCAUCUUCUUAGGAGAUAAUGACAGAGCAAUGUGGCACACCAGCAUACAUCGCUCCAGAGAUUUUAAAAGACAAAGGCUAUAAGGGAUUUGGAGUUGAUAUUUGGUCACUCGGAGUGUGUUUAUAUGCAAUGCUAUUCGGAACAGUACCAUUUAAAGCCAAUAAUAUGAGUGAGCUGCACCAACUUAUUCUCAAAGCGAAGUAUUCAAUGAAAGAAGAAUUGAAACCAGGUGAAUUACCACUCAGUGAAGAUGUCAAAUCUCUCUUGAAAUCGUUAUUAGAGCCAAGCCCUGAUAAGAGAAUAACGAUUGAGGGAAUUCAGUAGCAUCAAUGGCUUCUGGAAAUAAGUGACCAAUAAGACAUCGAGAUCUUUACUUAGUAAGAAUUGGAGACUAUAAGAAAGGACUUUACUUAUCAGGAUAUGAGUAGAUAUCAAAGAAACAAGUUGCUUAAAAUGAAGAUUGAAAAGUAAAACUAGGAGAACGGAGGAGCUAACGGAUGUGGUGCAGGCGGUAUUGUGACGACUGAAGAGAACCUGUUUACUGAGCAUGCACUAGAUAGCACCUAAAAUGUCUUAAUGAGAAAUUGCACAACUAAGUCUGUCAUUUUAGCUCCUUUCAACAGCACCAGGACUCAUCUAGUUAGAGAGGAUUUAGAAGGUGAGGAAUUGGAAGAAAAUCUAGACGAUAGCAGAGCAAACAUUCCACCUUUAGAGAUUGAUCAGGCAAUGAUGGCUGAUAAGAGAGUGAUCAAGUAUGCUCCAAGGGUAAAAGACAUCAACAGAUAGUACGAGAUGAAUAACAACUGCGAGUUGGACAAUGGUGUUUACAAUAAGUUUGUCAAGCAGUCAACUAAUGGUGAAGAUAAAAGUGAAAAUGACCAAGACAAGUCUGAAAAUUCAUUAGUUACUUCAAUGAAUGGAGAAGGUGACUUGCUAGGAGGAAGAUAGAACGAGUAUGUGGCUCCAUUAGUGUCUUAAAAUUCAGAUGAAGAAGUCGAAGCUGAGUUAAUCAAGAGAAACCAAGCUUAGUGUAAAUCAGAACUACAGUAAAUGUAGACAUUCCUGCAGAAACAAAAGACUGAGUUCAAGCAGGUGCCUGAUGAGCCGAUCCUGAUUGACUAUGAAGUAGUGGAAAGGGUUGAAGUCUUUGGCUAUCCCAGAUAGUUUAUCAUUGAUAGUAUUGAGAAAUACGAUAUGAACGAUGCCGCUACGAACUAUUAUCUUUUAGAUAAGGAGAAACAACAAAUUGAAGACUUCCAAGGCUACCUCCAAUGA
Stylonychia lemnae is the source of this 6423-nucleotide messenger RNA. NCBI's taxonomy places the organism in Eukaryota, Ciliophora, Spirotrichea, Sporadotrichida, Oxytrichidae. The record is from the annotation of a GenBank genome assembly.